AGCACGCUUGUCGAGAGGUUAUUAACACGACACUGUUCACUUGUGUUUAGAUAUAGUCGGAACGCGACGAAACGUGUUGCACCAGUUUACGAGCUUCCCAGUGAGCAUAUAAUUUAAUUACUGUCACGUUUUAUGCAAUCUUUACGACGUCUUGCGAACCCACUUGCGACAUCAGGCUUCCUAACCUAUACGCGAGUGAAACUACGAGGGUUUGUGACGAUGACGGGAAAAAUAAAAAUCGGAACGCACGACGGAUGUUUCCAUUGCGAUGAGGCUCUUGCGUGUUUCAUGCUGAAGACACUGCCACGAUACAAAGAUGCAGAAAUCAUCAGAUCACGAGAACAAAGUAUUUUGGACACUUGCGAUGUGGUAGUUGAUGUUGGAAGUGAAUAUAAUCAUUCAAAGCAUCGUUAUGAUCAUCAUAUGAGGGAUUUUAAUGAAUCAGUGAGUACAGUUAUAAAGAAACCAGGAUACGAUUGUAAACUGAAAUUGAGUAGUGCAGGUUUAAUUUAUUGCCAUUUCGGCCAUGAAGUUCUUAAGCAGUUGCUUCCAGAAGCAAGUGACAGUGAUAUAGAGACAAUUUUUAAGAAAGUUUAUGAUACAUUUAUUAAAGAAAUUGAUUGUAUAGACAAUGGAGUUUCAAUGUUUGAUGGAGAACCUGUAUAUCGAAUAGUCACGCAUUUAUCUGCUCGUGUACACUUUUUGAAUCCUAUAUGGAAUAGUAAAGACAUUGAUGUUCAGGAACAGUUUUUGAAAGCUGUUGAACUCACCGGCAAAGAUUUUGUGCAGCAUGUAUUUUGUACGGCAAAUUCUUGGCUUCCAGCUAGAUCUAUUGUGGAAGAAUCCAUUAAAAAACGAUUCGAGGUAGAUCCAAGUGGGGAAAUUAUAGAGUUGCCGUGUGCAGUGGAAUGGUCCGAGCACUUGUUUGCUAUAGAAAAAGAGUUGAAUCUACAGCCUACAUUGAAGUAUAUAAUUUUCAAAGAUUCUAGCCAUAGAGUUCGAUGCGUUCCUGUGGUGCCUAGCAGUUUUGUGUGCAGAAUGUUUUUACCAGAAUCUUGGGCAGGACUGCGAGAUGAGGAUUUAGAACGUGCUAGUGGAAUUGACGGCGCCAUUUUUGUGCAUUCGGUGCGUUUUAUCGGUGGAUGUAAAACCAGGGAGGGUGCGCUGACGAUGGCACGGAAGUCCCUUGAACUAGGAAAAUCGGAAUCUAAUUAACCGUAAUUGUAAUUUAUAUCGAUUAGUACAAUUGAACAUUACACCACAAUAUUUUAUAGCCAACAAUCAGAAAUAAAUAUUUCAACUGCAUAUU
This is a messenger RNA of Dufourea novaeangliae, 1309 nucleotides long. Its product is annotated as UPF0160 protein MYG1, mitochondrial. Gene Ontology annotation, cellular component: nucleus; cytoplasm. The record is from RefSeq and is a predicted model, not a curated record. The transcript is spliced from 6 exons. NCBI's taxonomy places the organism in Eukaryota, Metazoa, Arthropoda, Insecta, Hymenoptera, Halictidae. Bases 133 to 1215 code for a protein of 360 amino acids.